UGGCCUGGGCCCGCGCCGGCCUCCGCUCCGCUGCGGUCCCCCGGGUCUGCCCUCCCACCCCGUCCGGCCCGGGUCGCCAUGGCCAAGGCUUACGACCACCUCUUCAAACUGCUGCUCAUCGGGGACUCGGGGGUGGGCAAGACGUGUCUGAUCAUUCGCUUUGCGGAGGACAACUUCAACAGCACGUACAUCUCCACCAUCGGAAUUGAUUUUAAGAUCCGCACCGUGGACAUAGAGGGGAAGAAGAUCAAACUGCAAGUCUGGGACACGGCUGGCCAGGAGCGAUUCAAGACGAUAACCACUGCCUACUACCGUGGAGCCAUGGGCAUCAUCCUGGUCUAUGACAUUACCGAUGAAAAAUCCUUUGAGAAUAUUCAGACCUGGAUGAAGAGCAUCAGAGAGAAUGCCUCUGCUGGGGUGGAGCGCCUCCUGCUGGGCAACAAGUGUGACAUGGAACACGGGCAGGCCAGUGACCCUGGCUAUUACCGCAGUGCUGCCCUACACUGCAUGAAGAUGGAGCUGGGCUUCGGGAGUCUGCACCUUGCUUCAGCCCCGGGCACCCACACCACCCACACUUGGGUUGGGGAGCCUGAUGAUAAUCAGUCCUCUCUGGAGGCCUGUUUUGAGAGGUCUCCCUCCAAAGUGAAGAUCCUGUUCCAGAUCCCCUCCUAA
Molecule: messenger RNA, 672 nt
Organism: Octodon degus (degu)
Lineage: Eukaryota; Metazoa; Chordata; Mammalia; Rodentia; Octodontidae
Gene: Rab13
Product: RAB13, member RAS oncogene family
Exons: 7
Coding region: 79-672 (197 amino acids)
Biological process (GO): protein localization to plasma membrane; Golgi vesicle fusion to target membrane; cellular response to insulin stimulus
Cellular component (GO): trans-Golgi network transport vesicle; synaptic vesicle; plasma membrane
Molecular function (GO): GTPase activity; GTP binding
Source: RefSeq, a predicted model, not a curated record